This is a messenger RNA of Caenorhabditis auriculariae, 1412 nucleotides long. The record is from the annotation of a GenBank genome assembly. Lineage: Eukaryota; Metazoa; Nematoda; Chromadorea; Rhabditida; Rhabditidae.
AUGUCCCAAGUUUGCAUCAUAAACAGCUCACAGCCAGCUUAUCAGGUGAGACUUUAUUUGUAGCAAAGGCUGCAAAAUUCAUCUUUUCGUGGGUAAUGAAAACAUUUUAUCAAGCCGAACAUCUACCUAUGUGAUUCUGCGACGACGACUUGCUGUGUGAAUCGCGGCCAGCCCGCCUGCUGCGAAACUGACGUCACCGCCAGGCAAAUGUCCGUACUGUGAAAGAAAUAAGUAUAUGGUUAAUUUACUGUAUUCGAAAAAAGUUAUUAAAUGAAUUUUCAAGAUCUACCGAAACCGAAAAUUGCUCAACGUAAAAAAAUACAAUAAAAUGAUAAGAAAUAAUAAAACUCAAUAUAAUAAAAAGAAAAGAAAAAAAGGUGAAUUAUUAUGAACUGAAUAAACUUGAUAUUUUGGUGUCAAAAACUUUAAACUGAAAAUUGAGUUUUUGAAAAAAUCAUGGAUGACUUUCGAAAUUAUUCUCUCUUGAAAUGUUUUUUUAUGAGAGUUGAUUUUAUGAAUCUCAAGAUCCAUCGAACUGAUGGCCUUUUCCUUUCGUUAUUUGAAAAACCCUUCAAAAUUGUUUACUUCUGCUCCAACCUUGCAAGAUGCUCACGGCUUCUCGAAUUUCCUCGGUCACCCACAUUCUCGUUUGUUUAUUACGGUAUUUAUGUGGUAGAUUAAGCAAUAACACAUCGGGCAAUUGGAUGGAGACGCACCGAAUGACCAAUUGGCAUUGCGAUCCGAUCCGCAGAUAGGCCGCGGCUCUGAAAAUUUGAGCCUGAUUACCUCUUUUCACAGAGAAAAAUUUUCCGUUCAGAUGAAAGAGUGUUCAGGUUCGACCAAAUGCUACCUAUGCUGAUUAUAUUCACAAUCAUCUGGCUAGUCGCGGCUAUGGUAUGGUGGUACUUCAACGACGACGACGUCGAUCACGAGGAAGCUUUGAAGGAUAAUGGCCCUGGAGGGGUCACUAGAUCCGCAAUCGAGUGCGUUCCUGAAUAUUUGCACUCUCAGUAAUCCCCUUUAGAGAAGAAAAAUUUGAUUCAUUGAAAAAUAGUUAUAUGAUAAUCUUUUUUAAUUAUAAAAAGAUCAUGUCAAACAAUUCUUUUCCAAAAGUUUUAACACCGAGUUCUGACAAAGGGGACAUGACUCAAAAUGAAAAUAUUGAAAAAAAUUGCUCAGAUUGUUGAUUGAAAAUAAAUGUUUCAGGUUCGCCAUGCCGAAAGACUCCGACCUCAAUGUUGAAGAUCCUGUUUAUGGUCAACUGUACGAGUCCAGAAUCCCGAGGUGCUUGAGAAAAAAGUCUCGUAAUACCCUGACUUCUCGAAUUCAGAUACGCAAACGUCGGUGUCGAUGGAGCGACUACGGUGCGACUUCGCUACGUGAAUCCGACGAAAGGAGAGCAUAUUGCCUGA